AUGAAGUUCACAAUUAUUUUCGCCCUGGCAGCUCUGCUGACCACUACCGCUGCUCAAGGCUUGGGUGAUCUCCCCGACUGCUCGAAAGCAUGUGCUACAGGUUCAAUCCCCCAGAGCUGUGGCAUUGAUUUCAAGUGUGUCUGCGAAUCCAAGUCCUUCCUGAGCGAUGUUGCCUGCUGCAUCGCCGAUAAAUGCUCCAAAACGGACCAGGAUACAACCAUUAAGGUCGCCAAGUCAAUCUGUGCCCGGGGUGGUGUGACCGAUUUACCCACCGAGGUUGUCUGCUCGAGCAGCAAGUCUAGUUCCAGCUCUGGCACCAGCACCAGUGCUAGCUCCAACUCCACCGAGACUGGAACCAAGUCUAACACUGAGACCUCGGCGGCGACCAAGACUGAUAAUUUGACUACUGUGACGGGCGCCAAAGCUUCUACCACCACGCACAAGGCGUCGUCCACUACUUCGUCCACCUCUGCUGCUGCGACUAGCACUGGCGUUGCUGCGUUUUCCCACAAGGAUUCCUCGUUCGUGGCUGCUGCCGGUGCUGCGGCCGCGUUCGCCAUUCUGAUCUAG
Penicillium vulpinum is the source of this 570-nucleotide messenger RNA. RefSeq names its product CFEM domain-containing protein. The transcript is spliced from 3 exons. Lineage: Eukaryota; Fungi; Ascomycota; Eurotiomycetes; Eurotiales; Aspergillaceae. Bases 1 to 570 code for a protein of 189 amino acids. The record is from RefSeq and is a predicted model, not a curated record.